CUCAACUUCAUUGAAGUUUGUAACUUUGAAAACUAAAAUUCUGCAUGUGAUUGUGCUUAGUUCAACGAAUUAUCCUUGCAACGAUGCUAGCCUAUAUGUGAUGAUGAGGAUACUAAGAAUUGAUUCAACUAAUGUGCAAUGGAUCCAUCACUCCCCUUAUCACAAAAACAACAAUAUCAUGAUUCCAAGCUCCGCCUCAUGUGCAGCUACGGCGGCCACAUCAAGCCAUUCGACAACUCACUCUUCUACAUCGGCGGAGACACUCGCAUAGUCACCGUCGACCGCAACUCUUCCUUAACACAGAUCUGUUCUCGUCUCUCUCAGACACUCCUUCACGGUAGAAAACCUUUCACUCUCAAGUACCAUCUUCCCAAUGAAGACCUCGAUAAUCUCAUCACUGUUUCCACCAACGAAGACCUCCAGAACAUGAUCGAAGAAUACGAUAGUUUGUCUUCAAACCUUUCACCUUAUCCUUCUCGACUCAGAUUGUUCCUGUUUUUAUCCAAACCAGAAACCGCUGUUUCUAUGGGCAACUACGAUAACUCAGACGAUCAUGCGUGGUUUGUGGAGGCUCUCAACAACUCAGGUAUUCUGUCCCGAGUCGUUUCUGAUUCCGCUACCAUGGUUGGUAAUAAUUGCCUGCUCAACCUUGAUGAUGAUGAUCAUCAUGUUAAUACUAAUAGUACUAGUGUUAAGGAGCAUUUGAUUGAUAUGGAUUACUCGGUGCCUGUGGAAGAGAAAGACAACAUGUUUAACUAUUCUUCUAUUGCUAAGCUUUCUCCAAUAGAAGUUGAUGAUAUCAAAAGUGAAGUAUCUGAUAAAAACCAGCAACAUCAAUCUGUCUAUAUUCAUGGUCCUUCUGGUACAGGUCAGGUUCCAAUAUCAUCUUACUACCCAAUUUAUGCACCACAAUCAUACCAACAACUUCAUCAAUACCCAGUUUAUAAAACUUCAGUGGGGUCAAAUCCUGCUUUUGUUCAAAUACCUUCCAAUCAAUUUCAGCAGUAUGUAAGUUUGCCUCAAAAUCUAAAUAUCCAUCAGACUAUUUUUGGUUAUGAAUAUAGUGGAGCUAAGCAAGAGCAAGUAUACUACACACGACAACAUCAUGCAGGCACAAUUGCACCACCUCAGGACAGCAAUCCAUGACUCUAUCAGCUUCUUCUUCAGCACUACAUGUAUCAUUGUCUAAAAAAAAAUAAUAACUUUAAGACGAGUUGGACUUAUGGUUUGAACUUUGAAAUAGACUAUAAACUAUGUUGGACUUAAUUAAAUGUAUGUUUCUGAUUAUUUUUGAAAGUCUAG
Messenger RNA from Lathyrus oleraceus (garden pea), 1302 nucleotides. RefSeq lists its product as uncharacterized. The coding region runs from base 139 to 1146 and encodes 335 amino acids. Lineage: Eukaryota; Viridiplantae; Streptophyta; Magnoliopsida; Fabales; Fabaceae. Gene Ontology annotation, molecular function: protein binding. The transcript has a single exon. The record is from RefSeq and is a predicted model, not a curated record.